UGCCUCCCGCGCUCGCCUAGCGCUAGUAGUAACAGUGUCACCGCCGUGGAAAGACGCGUCGCGUGCCUUAUCAGUUCAAAACUCUUUACGUAAAAGUAUCGAUGUUUUUGACUAAAAUACGCCCCACACGUAAUCCGUGAUAGUGCAAACUGUGAACAAGUGCAUCAAAAUAGUGUAUCAACAAUUAACAGUGCGAAUUGUUUAGUUUUCUCGUGAUUUUUUGAACAAAAUCGCGGGCAAAACUUUGUAUUAACGGAACUGAAUCGUGUCGGAUUUUUCUGCUGAUAGUAUUCGGUUAUUCGUAUAAUGACUAUGUCGUGGUGACUACGGCGUGAUGAUGAGGCUCGACGCGCCCGAGAAGCAGCACAGAUACCACAAUCUGUUGCACGACGACCAUGCUAAUGAAAUGCUAGAAGGUGAAGGCGCUGGUCUGGCGGCGCGCGUAGCUGAGCUGGAAGUGCGAUGCGCGCGCCAGGCCGAGGAGUUGCUGUGUCUCCGGUCGACCCUGGCUGAUGCGCUGCGGAGGCUCAACGCCUUGGAGGGCAGAGCACCCACAGCGCCUACCACUGGUCAAAGGAACGGUGCUUAUACUGGUUCUACGGGCACACCAACUCGGGAGCUCCGACUGAGGCAGCCUUCAUACAGAGAGACUGCUAAGAGGACCUCCAGCUACGGCUCUAGCACAUCCUCAUUACCACAAAGACGCGGUCCUCAGCACCAGUCCACAGGGUCGCUGCAGUCGGACUCGCCAGCAUCAUCGUCGUCGCUGUCGCCGGCGCCGUCCCCCUCCCCGCGCGCCACCCCCGCCCCACACCACGUGCCGCAUCCGCCGCAGCCUUACAGAUCACGAAACAACUCUACGUCCAGCAACCAGAGCGUCUCGCCCGGGGUCAACAGCCUCACCAAGCGGUGGAACUCCACGGGCGACUUCAACGCGCAAGGCCUCCUGCCAAACUCCAGAUUUACAACCACAAAGUCGUUGCUAAACUUAUAUUCUAAGCCGUCACAAAAUGGACCGAUUUUGAAACAUGGCACCCACACAUGUCAAUACAACGAGGAGGAUGGGUCCAUGCGGAUGUACCUGCGAGGUAGACCGGUGGUGCUGUACGGGCCCAGUGAGCACGAGGGUCUGGAUCCUGCGAAGGUGGCCCCGCCGCCGCAGAGCAAACUCAAGCUAGAGUGGGCUUAUGGAUACAGAGGCAAGGACUGCCGCAGCAACCUCUACCUCCUACCAACCGGUGAGAUAGUGUACUUCGUGGCUGCUGUAGUGGUACUCUUCAACGUGGAGGAGCAGUGCCAGCGCCACUACACGGGGCACACGGACGACGUCAAAUGCAUAGCUAUACAUCCUAACAAGCUGGUCAUAGCUAGCGGCCAGUGUGCUGGACACGACCGACUUGAUGCCAGGCCCCACGUCCGCGUCUGGAACUCUGUAUCCCUAGCCACACUGGCCGUCCUCGGCGCUGGACACAUGGAGCGCGCGGUGGCCUGCAUCUCCUUCUCAAGGGCUGAUGGUGGAGCCCUACUGGCCGCAGUAGACGAUGGGCCAGACCACACGAUCUCUGUGUGGGAGUGGCAAAGACCUGAUAAGGGACAUUGUCUUGCUGAGACUAAGUGCUCAGUAGACACGGUAGUAGCAGCGGAGUUCCAUCCCCUGGAACGCAACCAGAUAGUGACAUGCGGCAAGAACCACAUCGCGUUCUGGACGUUAGACCAGACCAACGUGCUGUACAAGCGCAUGGGCGUCUUCGAGACCCGGGACAAGCCGAAAUACGUCACCUGCCUCGCGUUUAAUCAUAAUGGCGACGUCCUCUCCGGCGACUCAAACGGCAACAUAAUAGUCUGGGGUCGCGGCACCAACACAGUACAGAAGUUAGUUCGCGGCGUACACGACGGCGCCGUGUUCUCGCUGUGUGUGCGCAAGGACGGACAGGUCGUCACUGCCGGAGGAAAAGAUGGCAGAAUCGUACUCUUUGACCCUGAUAUGAACGCUACGGGAGUUGAGAAUGUUAUUGAAGGCCACUACGGCGGCGUGCGAGUGGUAGCGGAGGGUCGCGGAGACCAGCUGUUCGUGGGCACCACCAGGAACUGCAUUCUACACGGAGACCUGCAACUGGGCUUCUCGCCUGCUGUGCUUGGUCACGUGGACGAGCUGUGGGGGCUGGCAGCACACCCGACGCUGGCGCAGUUCGCGACGGCGGGCUGGGACAAGCUGCUGCAGCUGUGGGACGGCCUCUCCCACUGCACUGUCUGGAGCAAGGACAUCGAGGAGCGUGCGCAGUGCGUGUCGUGGUCGCGCGACGGCGGCGUGCUGUGCGUGGGCUGCCUGUCGGGGCGCUGGCGCGUGUACGAGCCGCACUCCAGAGACCUGCUCGCCGACCAUCAGGACGGCUGUGAGCCGAUCCAAACGAUCCAGUACUCCCCGGACAACUCACUGCUGGCGCUUGGCUCGCGGGAUAACUUCAUCUACGUGUACCGCGUCGAGGACAACGGCGCCCGGUACAGCCGGCUAGGAAAGUGCUUGUGCACGGAGAAAAAACGUAGAAGGGGUCACUCGAGCUACAUAACGCACUUGGACUGGUCUGAAGACAGUCAAUACAUAAGGAGCAAUUCCGGAGAUUAUGAACUGCUUUACUGGAACGCGACAACCUGCCGUCAGAUCCCGCAGGCCACAUCAAUGCGCGACGUGGUGUGGUCCACUAACACCUGCCCUAUCACCUUCACCACGGUCGGCGUCUGGCCGGAGACUGCUGAUGGCACUGACAUCAACUCCUGCACCAGGUCUAACGACAGUCGCCUGGUGGCUACCGGCGAUGAUUUCGGGAAAGUUAAGCUUUACGCUUACCCCGUCACACAACCUAAGUCGCUCUGCCACCAAUACGGCGGUCACUCGUCCCACGUGACGUGCGUUCGGUUCCUGGCGGAUGACUCGCGUCUCAUCUCUACCGGCGGACUGGACACUGCUGUACUGCAGUGGUGUGUUGAUUAAACACCACUACUUUAUAUUAUAUACGUGGGAGGCGUAAUAUGAGUAAAUGAUGUCCAACAACAGAAUUUAGGAAAAUGGGUGGUUUAGCUGGAAGAAAUAAAGGCAAUUUUAAAACAGCUCUUUCGUAGACCUAAAUGACAUGGUUUAAGAAAAGCCUACAUCAGAACAAUUGAAUCUUUGGAAUAUAAUGACAAUGGGAAAAAAUUACAUGUCUAUUCCGAAACUAAAUGGUAUAUGUAAAGUAUAUGAAUGUAAGUUUCUUCAACGCCUCCUGUGUAUAAAUUACUGCUUAAUCACGAGGAAGAUUUUAAGACCAACUUCAACGCCUCCUGUGUAUAAAUUACUGCUUAAUCACGAGGAAGAUUUUAAGACCAAUUUUUGUGAUGGAAACAAAAAUUAUUGUAUUCACACUAAAUAUUUUAUCAAAAAAUCAUUCACAUUGCUUUGUUUUUAAUUAUCACAAUGUUAAAGAUUGGUUUUACUAAAAAAGAAGUUUAGUAAAAUCAAUCCCUUAAAUAAAUAAUUAAUCUUGUCAUUUGAUAAUCGAUUUUAUUGCAAAACUCACAGAAUUUACAUUGUUUUAACACUUUGUGAACUGCGAUGCCUACAUCAUACGCCUAUUUAUUAAUAUAAUGUUCUGUUGAGAUACAAUUUGUGCUGUAAUCUAAUAUUUAUAAUUAUUUAAAAUGAAUGUUAUACACUUACUAGCGUUGCAUAGGUGCACGGUUGUGAUCAAAACGAGCUAAUUAGAGAAAGGUUAUUUUAUUUGUAAACAUUUGUUCAAAUAAAGAGAAACAAGGAGAAUAAAUGUUUACUAAUGAAUAAAAUAUUACGAAUCCGUCGAUUUUAAAACAGUAAAUGUAGCGUGUAUGGCAACACCACUAACGUUUUUAACGAGUUUUACACACUUGCAACACUGUGUAGUUUAUUAUUAUGUGAUUGAGCUUUUUGGCGCGUAAUUUUAAUAUUUUAGGCAUAAUAUAAUUAUGUACACAUAUUUUACAUAAUUUUAAGUUAUGAUAAGCAAAUUAAUACAAAUUAGAUUUAUUUUUAUUUUAAGAUCUGCGUUUUUUUUAAAUCAAUAUCAAGCUGUUUGAAUAUUUUAAUAAAUGAGCGACAUCUUUGCGGUCGACGGCUAUUUUUUAUGUUUUAAUCAAAACGGUUUUAUUUUUCUUAGUUUUAACAAUACAAAAAGUUAUGUUGAUGCAGCUUACAGUACAAAGAAAAGCUUAACUCUUGCUCUGAUAUAGUAAGCUAAUAUUUCUUGGCACUAAUAUACGAAACAUUAAAUAAUUCCAGUAAAACAUUCCAGGAGCAAGCCUAACAUAGUUUUAUUUAAGUAUUUCAGUAGGAUCGUAAGGUUUAGUAGCCUAGUCACUGCGUCAUCCGCAUCGGUGUAAUAUCUCACGAAUGUAGCACUAAUGUUAUUGUAUUUUGUAAAUAUAUUGUACGACGGUACGCCGUCUUCAUUGUGCCUCCAAAUAAAUCGAGUAUUUAAA
Messenger RNA from Helicoverpa armigera (cotton bollworm), 4488 nucleotides. RefSeq names its product echinoderm microtubule-associated protein-like 2. Gene Ontology annotation, cellular component: mitotic spindle. The transcript is spliced from 21 exons. Gene Ontology annotation, molecular function: microtubule binding. Gene Ontology annotation, biological process: microtubule cytoskeleton organization. The record is from RefSeq and is a predicted model, not a curated record. Bases 335 to 2989 code for a protein of 884 amino acids. Lineage: Eukaryota; Metazoa; Arthropoda; Insecta; Lepidoptera; Noctuidae.